Molecule: messenger RNA, 1293 nt
Organism: Arachis duranensis
Lineage: Eukaryota; Viridiplantae; Streptophyta; Magnoliopsida; Fabales; Fabaceae
Product: pentatricopeptide repeat-containing protein At1g63400
Exons: 4
Coding region: 75-1199 (374 amino acids)
Molecular function (GO): protein binding
Source: RefSeq, a predicted model, not a curated record
UUCUUCAAUUUCUCUAAUUCUCAAUGCAUUAAUUCUUAAUUCUGUGUUUGUGAAUUCAUCUCUUGAUUGCAAGAAUGCUGUCAUUGUUCUCAUUCUCACUCUCACGAAUCAUGUUAAGGUACUCUCCUUAUUCUGUUCCCCACUCCGCUUUCCGUCUUUGCUUCCCUUCAACUUCAUUCCUACACUCUCACUCUCACUCUCAGUCCCAAUCACGUGAUAAAUAUGUUGAUAUCUUCACUCGCUUGCUCUCUAUGCGUCCUCCUCCAUCCAUCAACUCCUUUAACAUGAUUUUGGGGGUUCUUGCGAAGAGGAACGAUUUCCCCACCGCCCUACCCCAUGUUCAGCUGUUGGAAGCCCGGGGAUUUCAGUUUAAUGAAGUCACUUAUGUGACCUUGAUUCAGGGACUCUGUAAGACCAGACACACAUCAGCUGCUGUUCAAGUGUUGAGAAAGAUCCCAAUGCAUGGGAUUGUUCCUAAUGUCGUCAUGUACAGCGCAAUUAUUGAUAGCCUCUGCAAGGAAGGACUUGUGAAUCUUGCUUUUCGUUUCUUCUCUGAAAUGCUUGCUAAGGGAAUUUCUCCUGAUGUUCAAAGUUACAAUAUCAUGAUUCAUGGCUUCUGCAAAAGUAAAAUGCUCGAUAAAGCUUUGAUUCUCUUUGAAGAAAUGCUUCGUAAGUACUUGGUUCCAAACACGGUAACUUACACCAUUCUUAUUGAUAGCUUGUGCAAAUCAAAGAGAAUCUCUUGUGCUUUAGAGCUUUUUGACAAGAUGCAUGAUAGAGGUCAAACCGCUAAUAUAGUCACUUACAAUUCCUUGUUGAAUGGGAUGUUCAAAAACAAACAACUUGACAAGGCACUUAUGUUAUUCAAUCAAAUGAAAAAGAGUGGCAUUGAUCCAAAUAUAAACACAUACAGAGUACUUAUUGAUGGCCUAUACAAUGCAAAAGAGAUUUUUCAAGAUUUUUGCGUUAUAGGCUGUCCUACAAAUAUGAGGGCAUACAAUAUUAAGAUCGAUGGGCUCUGCAAAAAGGGCUUAUUUGAAGAAGCAUUGACCCAGCUGUCGGAAAUGGAACACAAUGGUUGCUUACCAAAUGCUGUGACUUUUGUAACUGUUAUUCAUGCUUUGUUUGAAAGAGAUGAGAAUGACAUGGCGGAGAAACUUCUUCGGGAAAUGAUUGCUAGAGGCUUAUUGAAUUUUUAAAAGAAGGGAGCAGGUGGCAGAUUCCCGUUAGUCCUCCGUUGCAGAUAACCCCGCCAAGUAUCUACAGGUACAGCAGCCUAUUUAACAAUGGUAU